This is a messenger RNA of Panthera uncia (snow leopard), 2019 nucleotides long. RefSeq names its product arylsulfatase L (gene ARSL). The transcript is spliced from 11 exons. NCBI's taxonomy places the organism in Eukaryota, Metazoa, Chordata, Mammalia, Carnivora, Felidae. Gene Ontology annotation, molecular function: arylsulfatase activity. The coding region runs from base 176 to 1933 and encodes 585 amino acids. The record is from RefSeq and is a predicted model, not a curated record.
CUGUGCACAUGCGUGCGGCCGGCCGGCCGAGGAGGCCUGGGCACUGGCGGCCACCUCAGGACAGUCCCGCAGGACCAGCCGUGCCCCCUGCUGCACCACCAGCCGAUUCCUGAGCUCCAGGCGGCCCGGCCCCGACGGAGCACAGCCAGCCAGGAAACACGAGCGGAAAGAGAACAUGUUACGUCUGGAGCACGCUUGGACCUGGCUAGCUGUGACAGUCGGCGCACUUCUGGGUGUGACGCCCUCCGCCAGCAGGGAUCUAUUUGGUUCACGUCCAAACAUCCUUCUUCUGAUGGCAGACGAUUUCGGCAUUGGCGACAUUGGCUGCUAUGGCAACGACACCAUCAGGACUCCAAAUAUUGACCGCCUCGCACGAGAUGGUGUGAUGCUCACCCAGCACCUCGCGGCUGCGUCAGUGUGUACCCCAAGCAGGGCUGCUUUCUUAACGGGCAGAUACCCUCUCCGAUCAGGUAUGGUUUCCAGUAAUGGUUAUCGUGUUCUUCAGUGGACGGGAGUAUCUGGAGGGCUCCCGACCAACGAGACAACGUUUGCAAAAAUAUUAAAGGACAGAGGCUAUGCCACUGGGCUAAUAGGGAAAUGGCACCUGGGUCUCAACUGUGAAUCUUCCAACGAUCACUGCCACCACCCUCUCAACCACGGAUUCGACCAUUUCUACGGAAUGCCGUUUUCCAUGAUGGGAGACUGCAUCCGCUGGGAGCUGUCAGAGAAGCGUGCAGGUAUGGAGCGGAAACUCAACGUCUGCUUCCAAAUCAUGGCCUUGGCUGCCCUCACGCUCACCGCUGGGAAACUCACCCACCUGACGUCAGGCUCAUGGACUCCAGUCAUCUGGUCAACCAUGGCUGCCAUGUUACUCUUCACGACCUCGUAUUUCCUGGGAGCCCUGAUUGUUCACGCAGACUGCUUUCUGAUGAGAAACCACACCAUCACUGAGCAACCCAUGCACUUUCCAAGGACGACGUCUCUUAUUCUCAAAGAGGUCUCGUCCUUCAUCCAAAGAAACAAGCAAACACCUUUCCUCCUCUUUGUGUCCUUUCUACACGUGCACACCCCUCUGAUCACCACCGAGAAGUUCCGCGGGAAGAGUGUCCACGGGCUGUACGGGGAUAACACGGAAGAGAUGGACUGGAUGCUGGGGAAGAUCCUUGAUACUUUGGACACGGAAGGCUUGACCAACAGCACCCUGGUUUAUUUUACGUCGGAUCAUGGGGGAUCUUUAGAGUCUCGACUCCGAAACAACCAGUAUGGCGGCUCGAAUGGAAUCUAUAAAGGUGGCAAAGGGAUGGGGGGCUGGGAAGGCGGGAUCCGCGUCCCGGGGAUCUUCCGGUGGCCUGGGGUGCUGCCGGUCGGCCGAGUGAUCCACGAGCCCACCAGCCUGAUGGAUGUUUUCCCCACCGUGGUCCAGCUGGGGGGCGGUGAGGUGCCCCAGGACAGGGUGAUUGAUGGCCGGGACAUGCUGCCCUUGCUGCUGGGGACAGCACAGCACUCGGAUCACGAAUUCCUGCUGCAUUACUGCGAGAAUUUUCUGCACGCAGCCCGCUGGCACCAACGUGACGGAGGAAGACUGUGGAAAGUCCACUACACGACCCCAGUGUUCCACCCACAUGGGGCUGGCGCCUGCUACGGGAGAGGGGUCUGCCCGUGCUUCGGGGACCAAGUGGCCCAUCACGACCCACCUCUGCUCUUCGACCUGUCCAGAGACCCCUCCGAGGCGCACGCCCUCACGCCGGACACGGAGCCCGCCUUUUACCGGGUGAUGGACACGAUCUCACGCGCCGUGGAGGAGCAUCGCCGGACGCUCAGGCCAGUCCCAAUGCAGCUGGACGCGCUGGGAAACAUCUGGAAACCCUGGCUGCAGCCGUGCUGUGGCCCGUUUCCCCUCUGCUGGUGUGAUCGGGAAAACGGCCAAGCAUAAGCGCCUCCAGGGAGAACCGGGUCCCCCUUCCAGAUCCCUGCAGGUCUUUGCUGGUGGAAUUAAACCUCCCCUAGCGGGUUAAGUUA